AUGUCACCUUUGUCAUAUUUAUAUCAAGUACCGAAUCAUUUCGGUAUAGGAGAAAAAUUGUUUCAAAAUUGUGUAGGGUAAUAUUUUAAAUUAAAGACACGAAUCAGAAUGGCUGAAGUCCUGGAAGAAUUCAUCACCCUCACACCCUUGACUUGUGUGCAACAGUGCAACGCUUUACUAGGCGCCACAUCAGGGAAACCGAGAAGCUGUUCUGUAUUUUUCACUCUUUUUGGCGUAUACUGCGGAGUUCUCGUCUUUCGCGCCUAUCGAACGUAUUCCUCGAAACAGGGAGGAGAUGGUGAAAAGAUAUCGGAAGGAGUUACAUUGGAGGCAAAAGCGGAUGAUCUGAACUUGGAACCAGGUCCCAGCCCAGUGAAAGAAUUUGCAGAGCAAGCGAAGCCGAUCCUGUUGCAACCCGUCGAGUUUUCCAGCACUGACAUGAGAUGGCGCUAUAGCCACCAACUGCCUGACGCAAGUCUUAUGCAAGAAUCAGAUAGUGGUGAAGAAGUAACUCAAGAUGACGAAACGCUGAGUAAUGUGGGGGAUAAUAAAGAUGAGGACGAGCCCGCCACAGUGUCAGUGGCCACAUCGACAUCGGGGGCAAGGUCUCGGGUGCACGAGGAUGGAGAACAUACCGAGGCAACAUUAUUUCCGGUGUGAUGGCUCAAUGA
This is a messenger RNA of Drosophila takahashii, 671 nucleotides long. RefSeq lists its product as uncharacterized. The record is from RefSeq and is a predicted model, not a curated record. NCBI's taxonomy places the organism in Eukaryota, Metazoa, Arthropoda, Insecta, Diptera, Drosophilidae.